Gryllus bimaculatus (two-spotted cricket) is the source of this 995-nucleotide messenger RNA. Lineage: Eukaryota; Metazoa; Arthropoda; Insecta; Orthoptera; Gryllidae. The record is from the annotation of a GenBank genome assembly.
AUGCAUGAUGUUGUUCUCCACACUGUUGCUUGGUGCCCUGAAAUUUUUGGGUUCCCAGCAAAUAAUGAUAUUGAACAAAAUAUGAUAUGUAAAGUUCUUUUAAAACUUCAAAAUCUGUACAAAGAAGAACGCAUUCAGCGAGCCUAUUAUGGAGGACCUGCUUAUCAUACGUCUGGAUUUGAGCCAAUGACUCUUCUUGCUGGACUAGCAUUUUUGGCAUUUCUACUGCAGACUUUGCAUGCACUUCUUUAUCGGGCGCCUGCUACAGCCACAUUAGCUCCGGUUUCCAUAUCAAGAGGAUCUGUUGAGCCUGAAUCAAAGAUAACUGAUACAGUUUUGUCUGCUCUAGAAAAAUAUGACACAAUGAAUGAGAAAAGAUCUUUAGGUGGUGGUGGUGAUGAUGAUGAUGCUACUGUGCUCUGGCCACCAAUGAUAAAAAAAAUUUACAACACAUUAUCUACCUAUUGGAAUAAACAAAAUUCACUUUGUAAGCAUAAUGUUCUUUGCCGAUUGUUGAGACGGCAAAACCACAAUUAAGUACAUGGCAAGAUUAACUCUGAAAUAACUUGUAUGACAAGAAGAUUUACAUUUUUUCUGCGUAAUUGUUGAGACUUUUUGGUAAUUAUGGAAAGAGUAUGUAUGAAAGAAAAGUAUGGUGAUAGUGAGCAAUGAAUUAUCAUGAGCAAGACAGUUCCCUGAUCCGUCAUGUUUUAUUAGUGGAUUUGCUAAACAGCAAUGUUAACGGUUAUGUUCAAAUCUAUUUCGUACCACGUAUUUGUGAAUCUGUAUUCAUUAACAAACGUAAUUACCUUUCAACAAUAAGUGGAUAAUCAAGUGUUGAUUUGUCAUAAAUACAGUAAUCCAUUACAAAAGAUUAUCAUUAUAUCAUUCUGUUUCUCCCAUUUAUACAAUUCAAUAUGAAGAAAAGCUUUGUGAAACAGCUUGUGCUUGUGUCUGCUUAUUCUAAAAUUUUGUUAUGAAGACUGUAAACAAAG